Messenger RNA from Mya arenaria, 1120 nucleotides. RefSeq names its product wnt inhibitory factor 1-like. The transcript has 3 exons. The coding region runs from base 241 to 954 and encodes 237 amino acids. The record is from RefSeq and is a predicted model, not a curated record. Lineage: Eukaryota; Metazoa; Mollusca; Bivalvia; Myida; Myidae.
AUAUGUCCGUAUUUUAUGGUAUUAUUAUAAUUUUUACAUAUGAUAAUAAUUAACAAAAUAACCAACACGCACACAAACCAUCAAUUUCUUGUGAGGCGAGUUAAGUGACAUAAAUAAUGCUUUCACAACUGGGUUUAUGGCACAUGCAAUUCAUGUAUUUAUUCGCAAGGAUAGCUAGCAGUGGCUUGUGUUUUAGGUUAAGUACCACUGUAUACAAAGAUAACACGCAAUAAAAUUGAAAUGUUGCCAAAACGUGGUGUUAUAAACUUAGGGAUGUUUACGUCCAGAUUUACGGUGAUUAUGUUAUUGGUUCUUUACAUGUUGAUUAGCCGGUAUGUAGAAGCAACCGCAGGUUCGUGCGAUUUGUGUCCAACUGGCGUAUGUGACUCGCGGGGAACUUGUUUAAAAAUAUGUGAAGAUGACAUGAAAUUUAACGACGGGGAAUGUGUCGGACCAUGUGACGUCACUUGUAGUGGCGCCACGUGCCCGGGGCCGAACUGUGUCACGUGCCAGGGUAACAUGUGCAUCACGUGUAGACCGGGUUUCUACGGCGCUCGAUGUGAUCAAGUUUGCACGACUACAUGUAAGAUCAAUGGCGAAUGCCAUAAGACGGAGGGAGUGUGUUUGCUUAAUUGCCCACCCCUGAACAUUCUCCACGCAGAGCAAAAAGGUACAAACAGAGCUGUGGGGAGUGUGGUGAAGAUUUCAUGCGGGGAUAGGCACCGCCUCGAUGGAAACGCAAAGAUCACAUGUAAACCAGAUGCCACGUGGUCAGACCUGCCUUCGUGUUCAGAUGGGGAAACGUGGCACAUCAUUACUGCAAGUAUCGUGAUAGCUUUUGUGAUGCUAAUGGUCCUAGGAAUUAUAGUAAUUGGUCGUUUGUCAAGGCUAUCGGAGAAAAGGCGAAAAAAGGCCGAGGCUAUUGCGAUUGAAGAAACUAUCGAACUCACAUAACCAAUUAUUGUUGUUUAUUGGUGUGUAUACAUAUAUGUACUACGUGUAAAUAACGACCUGCUAUCUUACCUAUGUAUAUCGAAUGAUUUCGUGUAUAUCAAAAGGUUAAUUCUUUGCAACGAGAAGUAAAUGUUGUACAUAAAAUAACAAAUAAACCUUUUUUCAA